UGUUGUCAAAAUACCAAUGUUGAGAAUCAGAGCCUUCCGUAGGCGAUGGUUUUUGGCCUUAUUUGCGUUUAUUUUCGUUUUGUUUUUGCUUAUUAGAUCACUAGAACAGGUACACAUUCCCACAUCAGGGGCAUAUGAUGUUGAACACACUCUGCUAAGACAACCAUUCCAGUGGCACCCGAGACUAAGCGAUGUAGAAACUGCAAACAUUACCACCUGCAGAAACUCCGUCCAAGGCAGUCAGCUCAUUGUUGAUGAAAGGGGAUAUGUUUGUUCGCGUGGGGAUUUGACAUCAGGAGGGUGCUGUGAGGGUACAGCCAGUCAGUAUAAUUGCUCAUCGUGCAAGGCUAACGGCUGUUGUAUGUUCUAUGAACACUGUGUGUCCUGUUGUUUACAUCCAGAAAAGCAACCACUGCUUGAGAAAGUGUUGAAGGAAGCCCGCCAGAUUUAUGACAAGCUGAUAGUCUCAGCCUCUGACCAGUUUGAGCUCUGCCUCGCUAAGUGUAGAACAUCCUCAAAGAGUGUUCAACAUGAGAACUCCUAUCGUGACCCCCAUGCUAAGCAUUGUUACGGAGAGAGUCCGCCAGACCUACAGAUGGCGCUCACUUGAAUGCUAAACUACUUCAGAUCUCGCUCACAUUGACUUAUAUAUAUAUAU
Messenger RNA from Mya arenaria, 658 nucleotides. RefSeq names its product SREBP regulating gene protein-like. NCBI's taxonomy places the organism in Eukaryota, Metazoa, Mollusca, Bivalvia, Myida, Myidae. Gene Ontology annotation, biological process: positive regulation of SREBP signaling pathway. The record is from RefSeq and is a predicted model, not a curated record. Bases 17 to 610 code for a protein of 197 amino acids. The transcript has 5 exons.